UCCCUUUGUUAAAAUUCUAUUAUCACAUAAUUCAUAACUCUUUAAAGUCUAUUAUUGCAGUAUACAAUAGAACUAGGUAGUUGCGAAAAUGAUUGAUAACAAACUAAUAAGGAAGAGCGCAAAAAUGUAAGUCGUUCCUGCAUACAUAAUAACAAAGACAAAUAUCUAGCUAAUCAUAUAAUCAUAUUGUAAAUUGAUAUUCAUAUGACAAUUAGAGUACCAUACACUAUAUUAUAUUAAUGUCCAAAAAGUUUAUGUAAGCGGAAAGAACCAAAUAAAAUCUAAACCAUGUCUGCUACGCCAGAAUACGUCAUAAAUAUAUCCUCGUCUGAUGAAAAUGAAGAUGAUGAAAAUGAUCUUCAAAUCAUUGAAGAAUUUCGAAAGGAGACUCAGGAUCUUUUAGAUAAUCCAACACAACAACCUCAACAUGAAAUCACCAAGAAACUUACAGAUAUUCAAUGUCCGAUAUGUUUUGAUACUAUGACAGAAGCAACAGCCACAUCAUGUGGACAUAUGUUUUGUCUAGAUUGUAUUCAACAAUCUAUAUCUUCAUCACAUGCAAGAGGUCAAGCAAAUCGUCGUGGAAUGGGGUUAUGCCCCUUGUGUCGUAAAAAAGUAUCAUUCAAGGAUACAAUAGUUUUAAGAUUGAAAGUAUCGACGAAAUUGGGGAUACCGACUUUACCUCCAUUGCCACCCGACAAAGAUUCUAUUUUAAUAAAUGAUUUAAAUCUUGAAUCUGGUAAACCUAUUACUAAUGAUAACAAGAACGAUAAUGAUAAUAAGAUUAAUGAAAAGAAAGAUAAAGGUAAUGAGAAUAGUCCUGAUACUAAUAAACUGAUUCAAGUUAAUUCAGAAAUCCAGAGCGAAAGAAAACAUUCGAUACGCAGCCCAACAUCCAAACCAUUAAAGAAGAGAGCAAAGAAAACUUAGAUCUACGACUAAAUCGACGAAAGAUUGUUUGAAGUUUAGAUAAACUUUUAAGGAUUUCUUUUUAUCUAGUGGUCUAUAUAUUAGAGCCAUAGAAACUGGAAACAUAAGAUGUUUGCAGUCAUCCUUACAUGGAUCCAAAUGCCUGAUUAGGCGGAUUGAUAUACGGCUCAGUUUGGAAGUACAUUUCUUUCUAGAUCAAAUUAGGAAGUAAAUUCAUUAUAAGCGCUAUGCGGUGUACAGAUUCUUUCAUUCGUAUGGUACUAGCAUUUAUAUAAUUGGUAGAUAAAUAUAAACGCUUAGUGAGUAGAGGAAAAAUGAGCUACUUAUACGAAUUAAAACUUGAAUUGAGCAAGGGCUCAUUCCAUACAAUAUAAAUAAUGAUUAUAAUUCGAGUAGAUUCAUUAAGAUUCAAUCUGAAUCACUUAAAUAUAUCUUUAUGUAAUUGAUAAUUAGGUCAUUCAUAAUAAUAUCAAUUUAAAAUUUAUAUCACA
Molecule: messenger RNA, 1421 nt
Organism: Scheffersomyces amazonensis
Lineage: Eukaryota; Fungi; Ascomycota; Pichiomycetes; Serinales; Debaryomycetaceae
Product: SUMO-targeted ubiquitin ligase complex subunit
Exons: 1
Coding region: 289-930 (213 amino acids)
Molecular function (GO): SUMO-ubiquitin ligase activity
Source: RefSeq, a predicted model, not a curated record